AACUAUAAUACGUAAUUCUCGAUUUUAUCUAAAAAAUCAGUAUAUAUAAAUGAUCAACGAAAUAAAAAUAAAAAACAAAUUCAUGAAUCGAAUAACUAUGAUCUAACAGUUGAAGGCCGAUUUGAAAUUCUUGGGACUCUCCACUCAUUAUGUAAGUAAGCACGUGCAUCCUGCGACACGUGCUUGGUAAAUGUUUCAACAUUCGUGGGGGACGAAUAUCGAUUUUUAUGUUCAAACUCAAACCCUAUUGGCCAAGGUCAAUCCCCCUUUGUUUCGUACUGUAAUCAAUGUCAAAAAAUUGGUAAACGGUCCAAAUUCGUGCGGUGUAAACAGGCAAAUCAUAACACUCGCAAAUCAUACAAAGAAAACAAUAAACAGAGUGGGAGCGAAAGUGGGGAAUGGUCGCCGCUCGAGCUUUGCCGACUCCGAAUUUAAACCAUGCCGUAAACAAAAUUAAAUCACGUUCGUAACGUCACUGGGUGCUGAAAAGGUGCGUAAUAAACAUCGAUCGUGUCGACAAAACAUUUUGUCGUUGUUUGUUUACCCGCGGUCCAACGUCGCAGUUUCCCUCGACCCGGUCCGGUGCGCGAACAAAAGGAACGGGAAUCGGUGCAGGUGGAAACGCAGUGCAAACAUGAAUUACCUAUACGGUACAGUGCAGACAUUGUCACGGCUCAUUUUCAAACGAAAACCGGAAUCGCCGCCGGAACAGCGUGAGAUCAGCAGAUUCGAGUAUUACGCGGAAGUUGUCACCGACCUUUUGGCAUGGAAGGACGUCGCGGUGACACUUCAGUUUUUUGUUGGUUUUCAUUUUGUUUUCUGGUAUAUAUUAUAUCUGGAACUGAAAUUCCUGGGUGUUAUUUUUCUGGCCCUACUAGUGUAUUUUGUAAUCGACAGUGUGAUGGAGUACAAGUACUCCAAUCAAAUACUCAGACCUUACUCAGAGGACUGUUACAAUUUUGAUAUCACCGAAUUGAUGCGCGGCAUUCUGGAACACAGAAAAGACAGACCUCUUUCGUUCUGUAUCAUGACAGUGUUUGCCCUGUUCCUUGUCAAUUCAGCAGCUUACAGACUGACUCAAGCCCUCUUCCUCUACAUUGUGUUUCUAUGUACCUUUUUGGGACCUUUAAUUUGGAAACACUUGCCAGAAGAUGUCAAAACUGCCCUCAAAGAUAAUUUGGGCAGAUUUCAGUCACAAGCAGCUGUUUUGGCUGAAGAAGAGCUCAUACCAUUUAUCUCAGAAGAAAGAGGUGAUAACCGGGAUCCAGACAGAGACAGUCUUCUUACUGAUGGCACUCAAGAUUCACUGACGAAUUCGCUGACGACGGGAAUCUCGGCGAUGCCCUCGCACUUGGACGUUAACGACGACGCGUCCCGCACCCCAUCCUUUACACCGACCAAAGGACUGUCCAGCGACUCCGAAUCGGAGUCCGAUUCCAACAAAGAGAUUUACUUUCACUCGAAACACUUCAACGGCAGCAGCUCGUCCGAGGACGAUCUCUACAAACAGAAAGGUGACACCUACAACAUUAUCCACGAAGUCGAAGGAUGCACCGUACGAUCGCUCUACUCGUCUGAGGUGAUGUGCGAAAUUUUGAGCAGGGAACUCGACGCAAUUCCGCCGAUGAAUCACGAAAAGCCGGAGCAGGAACUCAAGACUGAUGAUUACGAAAUAGUCGACAAGCAAGAUGCGUACCAACCGAUUGUUCUCCCCAUGUUUUACGAUCCGUGAUAUGUAUUUGUGAUAUUAGGGUAGAUUUAGGUUCUAAGGACACCAAGGAUUUUAUUUGAUCUCCUAUAUUGUCCUUUAAAAUUACGCUUUUCGAAUUAUAAGACUGAUUACACAACAGGUAUUAUGUUAAUAAGGUUGUGAUAUGAUAUCCACAAUGACAUAUUGUGGUUUCAGUAUUUUUUACCAUUGUGUAUUAACUAUACGAAAUUUUCAUUUUAUUUUCUUUUCUUAUUUUAUAUAAGUAUCUUUUAAACAUUAUAUACUAUU
This is a messenger RNA of Aethina tumida (small hive beetle), 1999 nucleotides long. RefSeq lists its product as uncharacterized. The transcript is spliced from 6 exons. The record is from RefSeq and is a predicted model, not a curated record. NCBI's taxonomy places the organism in Eukaryota, Metazoa, Arthropoda, Insecta, Coleoptera, Nitidulidae. The coding region runs from base 635 to 1732 and encodes 365 amino acids.